Molecule: messenger RNA, 1605 nt
Organism: Vicia faba (fava bean)
Lineage: Eukaryota; Viridiplantae; Streptophyta; Magnoliopsida; Fabales; Fabaceae
Source: the annotation of a GenBank genome assembly
AUGGCUAAAUUCUCCUCUAAACUCUUCCUUCUCUUAACAAUCUUCUACUCAACCACUUCAUCUUUCACCAACUCAUCAACACUACAUUCAAAAAUCACUUCACUAAAAUCCUUCUGCAAAACCACUCCACACCCUGAACUUUGCUUCAACUCAUCAAAACUUUCCAUCUCAAUAACCAUAAACCCAACCAUCAUCAACAUCCUUCUUCAUUCCCUUCAACUAUCAAUAUCCGAAACCACCAAACUAUCUAUCCAAUUCAACAAUGCUGCACAACAGCACUCAAACAUCAUAGAAAACAAAAGAGGAGUGUUACAAGAUUGCAAAGAGCUUCAUCAAUCAACCUUAACUUCCUUGAAAAGAUCACUAUCUGGAAUCACUUCCUCAAACACUAGAAACUUAGUUGAUGCAAGAACUUAUCUCAGUGCAGCACUUACCAACAAGAACACAUGUUUAGAAAGCUUAGAUUCUGCUUCAGGUACAAUGAAGCAAGUUCUAGUUGAUUCAGUGAUCAACACUUACAAACAUGUUAGUAAUUCUCUGGCAAUGCUUCCUAAGCCUGAGAUCAGAGCUUCGAGAGGACGUGAAAAACGGCGUUUAAUCGAUGCUGUAUCGUGGUUGUCGAGAAAAGAUCGUGGUCGGUUGUUGCAAAGUACUGAUGGUGUGCUUGUUGUGGCUGCUGAUGGAAGUGGAAACUUUAGCACCAUCAAUGAUGCCAUUAACUUUGCUCCGAAUAACAGCUAUGAUAGGACAAUAAUCUAUGUGAAAGAAGGUGUGUAUGAAGAAAAUGUUGAAAUUUUGAGUUAUAAAACCAAUAUUGUUCUACUUGGUGAUGGAAGUGAUGUUACUUUCAUUACUGGCAAUAGAAGUGUUGUUGAUGGCUGGACUACAUUCAGAUCUGCAACUUUAGCGGUUUCUGGUGAAGGCUUUCUAGCGCGCGAUAUAGCUUUUGAAAACAAGGCAGGACCGGAGAAGCAUCAAGCAGUUGCUCUAAGAGUGAAUGCAGACUUAACAGCUUUUUACAAAUGUGCAAUGUAUGGUUACCAAGACACACUUUAUGUUCACUCCUUUAGACAAUUCUACCGCGAAUGUGACAUUUUUGGGACCAUAGAUUACAUAUUUGGAAAUGCAGCAGUAGUUUUCCAAGCAUGUAAUAUUGUCUCAAGAAUGCCGUUAGCCGAUCAAUUCACUGUCAUCACAGCACAGUCAAGAGAUUCUCCUGAUGAAGACACUGGCAUCUCAAUUCAAAACUGUUCAAUUUUAGCUACUACUGAUUUGUAUAACAACUCUAACAACAUCAAGAGUUACCUUGGAAGGCCUUGGAGGGCUUAUUCUAGGACUGUUUUCAUUGAGUCUUACAUUGAUGUGUUUAUUGAUCCAAUGGGAUGGACAAAGUGGUCUUCUUCUCAUGAUGAACAAGAAUUGGACACUUUGUAUUAUGGAGAGUUUGCAAACUAUGGACCCGGUUCUGCGACCGAUAACCGAGUUGAAUGGUUAGGAUACCAUUUAAUGGAUUUUGAUAGUGCAUAUAAUUUCACUGUUUCUGAGUUCAUCAUUGGUGAUGCUUGGAUUGGAUCUACUUCAUUUCCUUAUGACGAAGGGAUUUGA